AUGGCAAGCCAGAAGCUUGAGGUUAAGAGAAUCUUGAGCGAGUCAAGAAGAAAUCCUGUCAAGUCCAUCAAGAGCCCUGAUGGUGAUAUAAUUGAUUGCAUCCAUAUCGCUCACCAACCAGCAUUUGACCACCUUUUGCUCAAAAAUCAUACCAUUCAGAUGGCGCCGAAUUAUCACCCUGAAAUACUACUUGAUAAGAGUAAAAUGUCCAACUUCGAACUCCAAAGGAAGCAUCAUACAAGACCUAUUGCUCAGCUAUGGCAGUUGAAUGGAAAGUGCCCCAAGGGAACCAUUCCUAUUAGAAGAACCAAGAAAGAUGACUUCUUAAGAGCUCGUUCUAUCCUGAGACUUCCGACUGGGAGGCUACCUAGGUUCAGGUUUAGAUGGCGACCUCGGACGGCACCUGUCAAAAAUUCAGCUACUUAUGAGUAUGCAUAUGCAUUUGUUCAAAGUAAAGAGUAUCUUGGAACCAAGGCAACUAUAAAUCUAUGGCAACCCCAAAUUGAUGAUGAAGACCAAGGUGGAUCUAGCUUGUCCGGAGUUGGGGUUGUAGGAGGUCCUUCAACCAGAGAACUGAACUCCAUUGAGGCCGGAUGGAUUGUCAACCCAGAACGGUUUGGAGAUAAUAGAACAAGACUUUACACCUACUGGACUAGUGACGGUUACCAAUCCACCGGGUGUUACAACUUGUUCUGCUCGGGUUUUGUCCAAACCAGCAAUGAAAUUGCACUAGGGGCAAGCUUAUCCCCAACCUCAGUCUACAAUGGCUCGCAAUACAAUAUCAGCAUCCUUAUUUGGAAGGAUCCAGACCAGACAGUGUGGUGGCUGCAGUAUCAGAACAAGACAAUUGGUUACUGGCCUACCUCUUUGUUCAAAUACCUUGUGCACAAUGCUUCAGCCAUCAUUUGGGGUGGAGUCGUAAGCAAUGGAAAAGGAGAUGGUCUAAACAGUACAACCCAGAUGGGCAGUGGCCAUUUUCCAGAAGAAGGGUAUCAAAGGGCAAGUUACUUCAGGAAUCUUCAAAUACUCAAUGGCUCAAACACCUUACUACCUCCUGAUAUGAUUACAACCGUCUCCAAUCAGCCAAAUUGCUAUGGCAUAUUAUUGGGAAAUAAUACUGACUGGGGAGACUACUUUUACUACGGUGGACCGGGGAAAAAUCCUAAAUGUCCAUGA
Coffea eugenioides is the source of this 1176-nucleotide messenger RNA. RefSeq lists its product as uncharacterized. The transcript has 7 exons. Lineage: Eukaryota; Viridiplantae; Streptophyta; Magnoliopsida; Gentianales; Rubiaceae. The record is from RefSeq and is a predicted model, not a curated record. Bases 1 to 1176 code for a protein of 391 amino acids.